Bolinopsis microptera is the source of this 2889-nucleotide messenger RNA. RefSeq names its product BTB/POZ domain-containing protein 19-like. The record is from RefSeq and is a predicted model, not a curated record. Gene Ontology annotation, molecular function: protein binding. Bases 1421 to 2326 code for a protein of 301 amino acids. NCBI's taxonomy places the organism in Eukaryota, Metazoa, Ctenophora, Tentaculata, Lobata, Bolinopsidae. The transcript is spliced from 6 exons.
AUUCCCUUAUUGUAGUAUUCUGCUGACAUGAAUUUUAAAAGUUUUUUCCCACUUCACCCCUAGUUCCAGCUUCAAGUACAGUGACCACCUGCAUGACGUGUACUUAACCUAGCUAUUUUAAAGAUUUUGAUGCGAGAUUUGAAUUUUUCCGAUUGUGGGGCCAUUGUUCUGUCUGAUGUUCACGUAACAAGCUCUCAUUUUGAGGGCUAACAAGCAAGAAUCCAGCCCAGAGUGCUCACGUUUUUACAUUUCACUCCAGUGACGCUCUCAUGCUUUCAGACGAAUAGCACUGCCGUUUCCAUGGCACCGCAUCAGCCAAGACAAGCAAGAAAAAUAAAAUAUGUAUUUUACUUAUCAUGUAUUAGUCACGUGAUGAACGAAAGCCGUCUCGAUAAGCUGGAACGAAGAGAACGCUCCCUUGCACUUUACCUUCCUGUACAGUGUGAUAGUUUGCAGAUGUUGCACGUGAAUAUCACGUGACAAACACGUGCACGUCACGUGCACGACACAUGACAACGCAUGUGCUGACGCAGACAAGCAAUGAGCUGCUAUUGGUCAUCGUCCACUCAAUGCCGUCCGCGGAUUUGUUUGUUUGUUCCACAUGUCAUAACAACUUUUAAACUUACGUGCAAUCAAUUCUCUCAUUCAGUUUCUUGCUCGCUCCGCUAGGUGGCUCGUCCUGUGCUGGUUUUUCAGUAUCUUGUGCCAAAGUGGCAGACUUUUAACAUCUGACUUUAGCUCUGUAUAACUAGUUGUUACAGCAGCUACUAGUACUACUCUGCUCAGCUAUACCAUUUGCUCUAUUACUGUUAGCUGUACAGUCUACGGCCCUUAUUUUCCCACAACCAACAAAACGGAGUGUGACGUAAAAUUAAAAUUUGCUUUCAGUUCUCCUCGCCCUUUAAAAGGGUCUUGGCUUCUUCUUUUGUCCUGGCCGAUGAACGGAUGAAUAAUUCUUGGCUCCUCCUUUUCUUUUUUCUUCUUUUCUUGUAGAACACUUGAUUUAACUUUCCAUUUGCGUUACGCUUGUGCUCUGCAGAAAAGAUCAAGCACAGUAUGCAGAGUUAAUGUUCUAUCAGUUUUCAAAUAUUCCGUUGACCCGAUUUAAAUUUUCAACACUCGUACACACCUGCAAACAACUGAAAUGGCAAGCAUUGCUAUUUAAGUUUUAAUUAUAAUUUAAAAUUUACGCAACUGCGUGGAAAUUUAAAACUAGGUGCAUAGUUUCAGAACGGGUCACAUUGGAAAAUUUUCGAAUCAAGCAUCAAGAUUCUUGGACUUAUUUAUCAACUCUCAAGCAUAUAGUUGCAGUUUGAUAAGUAGCUCCUUAAAAUUUACCGUCACAUCUUCUCAUCGCUUGAUAUAAUUUUUUAGUCUUACAGUGUUCCAUAACUGUCUAUAAUCCUACAGGUUAGGUAAGAUGGCUAAUAGAAAGGCUUGCUAUGGCAGCAAUAAGGCGUUCGCCGCUGAUAUGAAGAAGAUGGUCAACAAUCCUUUACUUAGUGACGUACAAUUUGUUGUCGGAGAAGAAAGGAAACAAGUUUUUGGCCACAAAUCCAUCCUAUCUCCAAGAUGCGAGGUGUUCAAGGCUAUGUUCGCCCAAGCUUCAGAUUCAAAGCCAAAGCUGGAAAAUGGAGCGCAUGUUUUUGUUCUAUCUGACACACAGCCCCAUAUAUUCCUAGCUGUGAUAGAGUUUAUUUAUACUAAUAGGUGUUAUUUAGACGCCUGUAAUGUUACAGACGUUCUGACAGCAGCUGUAGAGUAUGGUAUUGAGGACCUCAAGAAACUGUGUAUCGACUUCUUCAAAUCCACCCUCACCGUGGAUACUGUCUGUGAAGCUCUCCAGGCAGCUAUCUCCUACAAUAACUCUGAUCUUAAGAAAACUUGCCUCGGAUUCGUCGAGAGGAACACACUUGGAGUAUUCAAAAGCAGGACCUUUGUUGAGAUGUCAGAAGAAUCUCUGUCCUUUGUCCUGCAGAGCGACAAGCUCAAGGCGGAUGAGAGUGAAGUGCUCAACGCUGUCAAGGAAUGGUCUACUGUUAACGCUGUAAUCACUGGUUCGUCGAUGAAGGAUGUUGCAAGGAAGGUUAUCAAUCACGUCAGAUUCUCCCUUCUCGACCCAGAAUACCUCAACUUGGUGGAGAAAGAAAACGAACUCAAGCCAUUCAUACCUAUUCGACUCCUCUCGGAAGCCUGGAGAUCACACGCACUCCAAGACAAAGACUCAAACAACCCACAACUGCGUCCCCGAGCUGGAACUCUCCCUCACGACGCACUCGCCCGCAAACUCGCCAGAUCUCAGGGAUGUCGAUCCGAGCAAGAUUAGGAAGGAACCGCCGUUCCAAACGAACAUUUUGACGCUUUGGGUCCACCAUCAAAAUCGUGUUGUUGUAUUCAUAACAUGGUGCUGUUAUUUGUCAUCUGGUGUGCACGUGUAGUUUGGCUGCGCACGUGCAGUUUAACGCCUUCAGCACGUGCAGUUUGCCUAGCCCUAAUUGCUGCCUCGUUACUCAUAUCGCGCAUAGCACAUUGUUUCUUGAAUAAAAUAAAUCAAUCAUUUGAUUCAUGGACUUUUGUCACUCACUAAGACCACAUUUGUGUGUGUCAUACUAAUUGAACUGAAUUUCACACUAGAUUUUUUUGCCGCAUAAUUAAUUUACCAUAUAUAUUUGUCACAUCUCGACAUCCGAAUUUUUCACUAAUCUCCAUGCCAUAAUUUUUCAUCUUUAAGCUUAAAAGUUUAAGUAUUUGAACGGCUUUACAAUAUAUUUAAUCAUUUAAUAUUCAUUUACUAUGUACAUAAUUAAUUACUGAUGUGUAAAUUGAUGGAAUACGGUGUGUAUGAUAGUUAUGCCUGAUGUAAAGAUUUUCAAUAUAAUCCAAAGAAAA